AUGGUGGAACUCCUACGCAAUGUUGGUAUGGAAACUUGCAAGCCACUUUCGACACCGAUGUCGACCACUGCUCCAGUCACCUCCAAUGACUCUAAGCCCUUUGAUGAUCCGACGGCAUACAGGAGCCUUGUUGGGUCGUUAAUGUAUCUGCUUAUUACCCGCCCCGACUUAUCUUAUGCAGUUAACCGCCUGUGCCAGUUCAUGCACAGUCCAACGGAGGAACACUGGGUAACACUUAAAAGAGUGAUGCGGCAUAUUCAAGGGACUCGAGAGCUUGGCCUCCGUUUCACGCCUACCACUACACCGGUCCUGCAUACGUUCUCCGACUCAGAUUGGGCGGGAUGCUCGGUUGACAGGAAAUCCACUGGUGGUUACGCAGUCUUCCUCGGACCUAAUCUUGUGUCGUGGGCCUCCCGGAAACAACGCACGGUAGCGCGUUCAUCAACUGAAGCCGAAUACAAAGCCUUAGCUGAUGCUGCAACCGAAGUAACCUGGGUUCAGUCGCUGUUACGAGAGCUGGGAUUGCAUCCUCCCACUGUGCCGGUUCUUUGGUGUGACAAUUUGGGAGCUACAUAUCUUUGCUCCAAUCCUGUUUUUCACGCUCGGACCAAGCACGUAGAGGUGGACUAUCACUUUGUCCGGGACAAGGUGACAACUGUGCAGAUGAAAGUCAACUUCGUCUCCACUCAUGAUCAGCUAGCCGACGUGUUCACUAAGCCACUCCCGACGCAAUUGAAAGUCUAUUGCUUUGAUUCUAUUCAUGGGAAUAAAGAACUUACAGAUAUUAAGAAUAUAAUUGACAAGAUUUUCAGCAAUAGCUAUUGCAGACCUGCUGUCACAGUAUAUAGCAGCUGGAGUACCAGGAUAUAUGCCAAACUCACCCAGCAAAUAUAUCAGCCACUGAACCUCACAAGUGGUUGCAGCCAAGGCUCUAUAUUCUGCCUCUGA
This is a messenger RNA of Ipomoea nil (Japanese morning glory), 948 nucleotides long. RefSeq lists its product as uncharacterized. The coding region runs from base 1 to 948 and encodes 315 amino acids. The record is from RefSeq and is a predicted model, not a curated record. The transcript has 3 exons. Lineage: Eukaryota; Viridiplantae; Streptophyta; Magnoliopsida; Solanales; Convolvulaceae.